Malus domestica (apple) is the source of this 468-nucleotide messenger RNA. RefSeq names its product LOB domain-containing protein 24-like. The record is from RefSeq and is a predicted model, not a curated record. NCBI's taxonomy places the organism in Eukaryota, Viridiplantae, Streptophyta, Magnoliopsida, Rosales, Rosaceae.
AUGAUUUCUGGUCGUUGUGCAGCUUGCAAGUAUCUGAGAAGAAGAUGUCCUUCCGAUUGCAUUUUCUCUCCAUAUUUUCCUCCAAAUAAUCCUCAAAGAUUUGCUUCUGUUCAUAGGAUCUAUGGUGCCAGCAACGUUGCCAAAAUGCUCCAGCAACUACCAGGCCAUCUGAGAGCUGAAGCAGCAGAUACUUUGUGCUAUGAAGCCGAAUGUAGAAUACAAGACUCAGUGUACGGUUGUGUUAAGACUAUUUCCCAAUUGCAUCAAGAAAUUCACAACGCAGAAUGUCAAUUAGCGAAAACACGAGCUGAGAUUGCCUUCAUCAACUCUGGCGGCGGAGGAGGAGGGCAAGAACAUCAAGUGCAUCAAACGCCAGAAGUUCAGUCCGACUUAAGUUUCUUUCCGGACCAAACCGAAGUUGAGGCAACCCUAUUUGGCUCUUCCUCCAAAGCUCCUUGGUUUAUUUGA